Molecule: messenger RNA, 1324 nt
Organism: Vombatus ursinus (common wombat)
Lineage: Eukaryota; Metazoa; Chordata; Mammalia; Diprotodontia; Vombatidae
Gene: MARCKSL1
Product: MARCKS like 1
Exons: 2
Coding region: 9-593 (194 amino acids)
Biological process (GO): actin filament organization; central nervous system development
Cellular component (GO): plasma membrane; cytoplasm
Molecular function (GO): actin filament binding; calmodulin binding
Source: RefSeq, a predicted model, not a curated record
CCCCGACCAUGGGCAGCCAGAGCUCGAAAGCGCCCCGGGGCGACGUGAGCGCCGACGAGGCGGCCCCCGCCAAGGCCAACGGACAGGAGAACGGCCAUGUGAAGAGCAACGGAGACGUGCCCCCCAAGGCCGAGGCCGAGGCCGCCCCCCCGGGCCCUGCCGAGCCGGCCGACGCCGCCCGGGGCAGCGGCGACGCCAUCGAGCCCACGAGCCCCGCGGCACAGAGCCCGGGCGGUGAGGCCAAGGCCGAGGGGCCGCCCAAGGAGACGCCCAAGAAGAAGAAGAAAUUCUCCUUCAAGAAGCCCUUUAAGCUGAGCGGCCUGUCCUUCAAGCGGAACCGGAAGGAGGCGGGGGGCGACUCGGCAGGCUCCUCGCCCACCGAGGAAGGGGCGCCCGAGGCCGAGGCGACGGGCAGCCAGGGGCCUCUGCAGGGGGGCGAGGAAGAGGCAGCCGCCGAUGGCACGGCCGCCCCGGCCCAGGGGGCUCAGGCCGACGACAGAAAGUUGGAGGAGCCGGCCCCCCAGGCCGCCGAGGGGGCCCCGGCCCCCGAGCAGAGCCCCACGCCAGCCCCGGACGGCGAGCAGAAGGAGUAGCCCCCGGGCGGGGAGGGGCAGGUGGGCAUCUCCCGAGUUCAAAGACUGUGCUUCCCCCACCCCGGGCUGGGUCAAUGCCCUCCUCCCGUGCCCAGCUUAGAACAGGCAGCUGAGACCUCCAGGCAGAGCUGUUCUCCCCCCACCUCGGACCCCUGUGGACUGUCUCUCCUCCCCUCUGCCCUCCUCCCCUAGCGAGCCCCCUUCAUCCCGCCUGCUCUGCAGUUCCCUGUUAGGUUAGUGGAGUGAGAUGCUCAGCCCAGCCCCAGCUCCAGGCCCUGCUCCUACCCCUUUCACUGGUGAGCCCUAAUCUUUCUUCCCCGGUAGGUUUGCUCUUGCUCUCCUCAGUCGCUGAGGCUGAAGUGGGCUGCCUCUGGGCUGGGGCUCAUUCAGAGGAUUUUGUGCCGGCGGCCCCUGCUGGCCCCACCGGCUUGGGAGGGAGCUAACCUGGUUGGGUUUUUAUAAAUGUCUUGAUCAGUUUCAAACUCCAGCUUUGUGCGCCUGCUGUGUGUUCCUUUUGACUUUGUAGGGGAGCUGAAGGGUUCUGGGGGGAGGGGGAAUCUGUAUAAUGUGAAGCAACUUGUUUGUCUCGUUUUUCUUCAUUUGUAAAUAAUUUUUAAUGGCCAAAACUAAACUUGUGACUUUUUCUAACUGCUAAAACCAACCUCCCAUCUGGGUUUUAACUGUAACAUUUGGAAAAGGAAUAAAUGUCAGGCCCUGUUGUGAUGACCUAA